GCAGAGGUUUCUUUGCUAUUGCUAACAUUGUGAAAACUGAAAGAAGCGUGGACAUAGGCAUUGGGAUAAACAAUAGUGAGAUAUAUCACAUGUUAAGAUAUUUAAUCACCACCAGAAGUUUGAGAGAAUACCUGCAAUAAAUCCCAAAUGACGCAUUGGUCAUCUAUCUAAAUUAGUUCAACGUUUCUCUAGCAGAUAAUCUACUACAGUCCAUUCAAGACUAAUACUGUACUCCUUAACGGGCUGAUGAUCUAGCCUAACCCAGCUAUAGCUAACCACGUUAUUUACCGGUAAACAACCUGCAAAGACUGUCAUUUGUUUUUAAUAUUAAUGUUGCUAUCCACACCUUGGAGAUUGUGGAGGAGCGCUAUUUCCACGCUCAAGUCACUAAGCAGACCGGCUCCAGUGAGGCACCUGUCUAUUCCUACCGAUGCGGUGUGCGAUGCUGACACCAUCUUUGCUCUGUCGUCAGGCCACGGCAGGUGUGGUGUGGCCGUGGUCCGUGUCAGUGGUCCUGCCUCCUCCAUGGUCUUGAGGAACAUGACUGGUCUGACCCAGACUCUACCCCCUCCUCGUACUGCUCUGUUGCGGAGGAUUACUGAUCCCCACACCAAAGAGUUGCUGGACCGUGGCCUGGUUCUCUGGUUCCCAGGUCCACACAGCUUCACAGGAGAAGACAGUGCAGAGUUCCAUGUCCACGGAGGUCCUGCGGUCAUCACAGCUGUCCUUCAAGGCCUAGGAAGUCUGAAGGGUGUAAGGCCUGCAGAGGCUGGUGAGUUCACACGGAGGGCUUUCCACGCCGGGAAGCUGGGCCUGACGGAGGUAGAGGGCUUAGGGGACCUGAUCCAUGCUGAGACUGAGGCUCAGAGGAGGCAGGCCCUCAGGCAGAUGGAUGGGGAGCUGGGGCACCUCUACCAGGACUGGAGCUCUAGACUCAAACGGUGUUUAGCUCACGUGGAAGCCUUUAUAGACUUCAGUGAAGAUGAGCUCAUCGAGGACGGGGUGUUAAAUCAAGUGGACAGUUCAGUGCACCGGCUGCAGACAGAAAUCGAGAGACACCUGGGGGACGAAAGGAGAGGAGAGAGGCUACGCAACGGAGUGCAGGUGGUCAUAGCAGGCGCUACCAACGCUGGGAAAAGCAGCCUACUCAACACACUCUGCCAGCGUCCGGCAGCCAUUGUGUCCCCUAUUCCAGGGACAACCAGAGAUGUGGUGGAGGCCUCUCUGGACAUUGGUGGGUUCCCUGUCCUCCUGAGUGACACUGCAGGGCUCAGAGAUGGUCUAGACAGUGUGGAGAGAGAAGGGGUCCGCCGAGCCCGCCAGAGGGUGGAGCAGGCUGACCUGACCCUAGUUGUAGUGGAUUCUACACAGCUCCCCACAGAGCCCAAGCAGGCACCAACUUUCCUCCAGGGGUACCUCAGCAUUGUGCUACCCCAACCCAGCGGGGGGAACCCGGAGGAGGGCAGGGAGGCUACCUCAGACAGGGUCCUGCUGGUGCUCAAUAAGAGCGACCUGGUACCUGAGGCGCAGAAGGAGAGGACUGAGAGGGAGCUCAGAGAGAGCCUGGGUCUCCCUCCUGCAUGUUUUCUGUCCUGCCACACCACCACUGGACUGGGGGAUUUCCUCGCUGUGCUGCAGAGCAGGGUCAAGACUCUGUGCGGCAACCCUCUGAGCGGCGCCCCGAGUCUGACUCAGGCCCGCCACAGAGCCCACCUCCAGCAGAGCGUUCAGGCCCUGAGCCAGUACCACCAGUACAGAAACCACGACUUGGCCCUGGCCGCCGAGGGGGUCCGCCUCGCCCUAACCCACAUCGGACGUAUCACAGGACGGGUCGGGGCCGAGGAAAUACUGGACAUCGUAUUCAGAGACUUCUGUAUCGGCAAAUGAACGGUUAAACGUGUGUGCUUCAAACAAAUCUAAUUGAGAACUUGACACAUGGAAAGACUCAAAAUACAAUUUGAGCAAUCCCACAGAUAUGCAACUAUUGUCCAUUUAAUUGUCCUGAUGCUUUUUUUUAUUAUGAAAUGGUGCAUUUCAACUCAAGCCAAGUGGGACACAAAGACGUGUGAACAACAGAUCAGCAGUGACUGUUGAGCCGUCGACGUCACUGUGUUGUGCGGCCCAUAGUUUGGCAGGUGAUCAUCUCCCUGCCUUUUGUUCCCCUGUCAAUCUGGCCUUGGUUAAAUAUUUAUGUUUCCUUGUUGAACUCCUCACCCGUCUUCCCCAGUUGACACCUUCUCACCCAGCCCUCUGACGACAUGGCCCGCGUUCUGUUUCAUGGCCCUCCCCCUGCUGGGUCCAGUCCUGUCCUACUGCUGAUUGUGCAGCGCAGUGGAGAACAGUGUGUAAUAAAACACAAUAGGCUCUGAAUGAGUAUCAGUGAAUUAGAGGAGUCUACACAUAAGGAUGGCAUUUGGCCCUAACUUUGAAAAAGAUCUUCUGUUAUUAUCCUUAGGCUUAGAAUUUUUGGAAAACACUUCCUUAUUUUUGUAGUGUUGGUACCUGGAAUUCAUUGAAUGUCAGAGAAUGUUUCUGAUAAGUGUUUAAUAGGGAAAUUAAAGAAUAACCAGUCAAUAUUGUAUUUUAACUUGAUUUAGAUCUAGAAGUACUUUGCUUUGUGUUUACCAGGAAAACUAGUUUUUUUUAAUUUUAUUUAAAAUUUUUAAUUUCUUUAUUUAUACAGAGGAAUCCGUCUGAGGUGUCUUACAGCUGAGCUCUGUGUACAACAAAUACAAAAUUACAGAUAACAAUUACAUUUAACAGCAACCUUUUCAUUUAUUAUCAAAGUGUUUUACAAGUGUAUGUUUUUGCGCAUGCAUGUUUGUGCAUCCAUGCAUAUAGCACUUUUUGUGAGGAGUGGAAUUGGGGGCUUUGGGGUUAACAUUUACACAUCCAGUGUGUUCCUACUCUGUUGACUCAGGGUAAGAAAGUGUGUGAGAAACCACAACCACUCAGGGCUUUAAACAAUGGAUUUCCUGAGAACACCUGUAGUUCUGUCAUCCAUCAUCACCAGACGGAGAAAGGAAACUGUCAUUACCAAACAGUCUAAACAGCAUGUACAGUAUGAACAAUCUAUUAUUCUCUUCCAGGACUGGCUUAGUGUUUUCAUGAUAUAGAUUCAAACAUGUGAACACCUGAUUAAACCGAUUUGGAAUUUG
Molecule: messenger RNA, 3158 nt
Organism: Esox lucius (northern pike)
Lineage: Eukaryota; Metazoa; Chordata; Actinopteri; Esociformes; Esocidae
Gene: gtpbp3
Product: GTP binding protein 3, mitochondrial
Exons: 9
Coding region: 331-1887 (518 amino acids)
Biological process (GO): tRNA wobble uridine modification; tRNA methylation
Cellular component (GO): mitochondrion; cytoplasm
Molecular function (GO): GTPase activity; protein binding; GTP binding
Source: RefSeq, a predicted model, not a curated record